AUGAAGCUUUCAUCUGUUGCUGCUGCCUUGCUCUUGACACUGGCUACGCCUGUAUUCUCGGUGCCCCUUGAGCGCCGUGCUGCCGAAAGCAGUGGUGACAGCAGUGUCCCUACUACUAGCGCUGCUGUUUCCGCUACUUCCGCUGCCUCGUCUUCUAGUGCUCCUGUGGCUAGCGCAACUCCUGCUGACAGCGAAUUGGCGUCGUGGAUCGACGAAGAAACCACCUUUAGUCAAAAUGGUAUUCUGGCCAAUAUCAAUCCCGAAGGUUCUGUAACCGGCUUCAUUACUGCAAGUCCUAGCAAAGAUUCGCCUGAUUAUUUCUACAGCUGGACCCGCGAUUCUGCUUUGACCAUCCGAUCUGUGUUGCACAUGUAUAAUACGUCUCCCAGUGAUGAUCUUGUCGCCGUGCUGAAGGAUUUUGUUACCUUUCAAAUUAACGCAAUGAAUACAGACACUGUCUGCGACUGUCUUGGUGAACCAAAAUUCAAUGCUGAUGGUAGCAGCUACACCGGUGCUUGGGGCCGGCCCCAAAACGAUGGCCCUGCCGAGCGCGCGACUGCAAUGAUCUUGAUUGCAAAUGCCUUGAACGACAACUCUUCGUAUGUUGAAGAUACCUUGACGCCUGCGAUUAAGCAGGACCUCGAUUAUGUUGUCGAAACGUGGGAUCAAACCUGCUACGACCUUUGGGAAGAGGUUAACGGCUUGCACUUUUUCACCUUAAUGGUUAUGCGUCGCGCCCUGAUUGAUGGUGCUUCAUUCUUGUCGGAUGACUCGUACACCUCAACCGCCCAGGAAAUCGAGACCAAGCUCGAUUCCUUCUAUGGUGACAAGGAUUACAUUGAAGUAACCCAACAACUUUCUGGUGGCGCUGAUUACAAGUCUUCUGGUCUUGACACCUCUACCCUCAUUGCUGCUAAUGUCGCUGGUCUUGGCGAUGGAAUUUACACUCCUGGUUCCGAUAAGAUUCUCGCAACCUCAUUGGCCAUCAAAGAAGUAUUCUCUGAUUUGUAUGCCAUCAAUGCUGACUCCAACUCAACUGGCUUAUCCUAUGCUAUUGGCCGUUAUCCCGAAGACAAGUAUGAUGGCCUCGGUACCUCGGAGGCUAACCCUUGGUUCUUGUGUACUUUGGCAUUUGCUGAGCUGUAUUACCGCGCUAUUGACGAAUGGAAAUCGGCUGGUUCGAUUGAAGUCACUGAUGCAAGCGCUGCCUUCUUCCAGCAAUUCGACUCAAGCGCUGUUUCAGGAACCUCGUACACAGCCGACUCGGAUGAUUUUAACUCGAUCGUGCAAGCUGUCGCUGCCGAGGCGGAUACUUACUUUGCCCGUGUCCAAAAGCAUGCUUCUGAUAAUACCAUGAGCGAACAGAUCGAUCGUGAUUCUGGCGAAGAAGUCGGUGCUAAGGAUCUCACUUGGUCCUAUGCGGCAUUUGUCACUGCCGCUGCUGCAUACAAUGGUAGCCCAUCGGCUUAA
Zychaea mexicana is the source of this 1470-nucleotide messenger RNA. RefSeq names its product glucoamylase. Gene Ontology annotation, biological process: polysaccharide metabolic process. Lineage: Eukaryota; Fungi; Mucoromycota; Mucoromycetes; Mucorales; Lichtheimiaceae. The transcript has 6 exons. Bases 1 to 1470 code for a protein of 489 amino acids. Gene Ontology annotation, molecular function: glucan 1,4-alpha-glucosidase activity. The record is from RefSeq and is a predicted model, not a curated record. Gene Ontology annotation, cellular component: fungal-type vacuole.